CAGAGUUACUUUGUACUGCGAUUUUUUAUGCGAAGCAUUUACGCUUGUUUUACAUUCCUUCGCGAACUUCUCAGGGUGUACGACUGUAUGUUAUUUUAAUACGUAACAUGAUUCAGAAUUUGUAAUUAAAAAUAUAUAGUGAUAAUAAUAGAAUUUGUACAAUCAAGUGGAUUAACUAUAACAAAACAAACACGACAAGUGACAAAGGUAGUAUGAGAAAGUGAAAUUAUAUUAUAGUAUCGAGUGAGAAAAGAAUAGAACGAAAGCGAGGGAACAAGUGUGUGAACGUUAGAGAGAGAAAAAACAUAAACAUGUAUUUCUUUGGUGUGAAUAAUAUAAAGGAACUUGUCAAUAGUUGUUUUCAAGGCAAAGAACCAUGGCAAAUAGUAACUAUAACAAGUACAUCUGUGCUUACUUCAGUUUGGUUAUGGAAUUUUAUCUUUCAAGAUGAAAGUCUUAUAGAAAGAGCAAAGAAACAAUUUUUUAAUUUACGGAAUUAUAUACCUGCUAUACAAAAUAAGAUUGAUCAAGAAUUAGAUAAGAUUAGUCAAACAUUUGCACUAGAAGCAUUACAAAGAAUAAAAGAUGUUCCUUUUGUAUUGAAACUUCCAGAAAAUGGUCUAGAACCAAGUAAAAUAUUAGAACUAGUAAAACAGAGUGUUCAGUUAGGUGAUUAUGACUGGAAAAAUGGUAAAGUAUCUGGUGCUAUAUAUAGAAUCGAUACUGAUCUUUUACAAUUAAUGGGAGAUAUUUAUGGUAUUGCAUCUUAUACAAAUCCAUUACAUCCUGAUAUUUUUCCUGGUAUAUGCAAAAUGGAAGCAGAAGUAGUUAGAAUAGCUUGCAAUUUAUUCCAUGGAGAUGAUGAUACUUGUGGUACUAUGAGUAGUGGUGGCACAGAGUCAAUUUUGUUAGCAUGUAAAGCAUAUAGAGACUAUGCAAAACAAGUAAAAGGUAUCAAAAAUCCAGAAAUGGUAUUGCCUGUAACAGCACAUUCUGCUUUUGACAAAGCUGCUCAGUACUUAAAAAUUAAAGUACGUAUUGUACCUGUCAACCAACAUAGCUAUACUGCUUGUAUUAAAAGUAUGGAAAAAGCUAUUACAAGUAAUACAAUAAUGUUAGUAGGAUCAACACCAAACUUCCCAUAUGGAACAAUGGACAACAUUAAAGCAAUUUCUGACCUAGGAGUAAAAUACAAUAUUCCAGUCCAUGUUGAUGCUUGUCUUGGUGGAUUUUUAAUUUGUUUUAUGCCACAUGCAGGUUUUGAUGUACCGUACUUUGACUUUAGACUUCCUGGAGUUACAAGUAUAUCAGCUGAUACACAUAAGUAUGCAUAUGCUCCAAAAGGUUCUUCAAUUAUUUUGUAUAGAAAUAAAAAACUAAGGCAUCAUCAGUUUACUAUAUCAACUGAUUGGCCUGGUGGUAUUUAUGGUUCUCCAACUGUAAGUGGUUCAAGAGCUGGUGGAAUUAUAGCAUCAUGCUGGGCUUCAUUGAUGUAUUUUGGUUAUGAUGGAUAUUUAGAAUCAACAAAGAAAAUCAUUGAAACAACUAAAUAUAUCGAGCAAAAGUUAAGAAAAUUAGAUGGAAUUUUUAUUUUUGGUACUCCAGCUACUUCAGUUAUUGCAUUUGGAUCAAAUGAUUUUCAUAUUUAUAAACUUUCUGAAGCUCUUAAUGUAAAAGGAUGGAAUUUAAACACACUUCAAUUCCCUUGUGGUGUACACCUUUGUGUUACAUAUGUCCAUACACAGCCUGGUGUGGCAGAUCAAUUUUUAAAUGACUUUGAAACUGAAUUAAAUAUAAUCUUAACAAAUCCAGAAAUUCCUAUUGAAGGAAAGUUUGCAAUUUAUGGAAUGAGUCAAAGCAUUCCAGAUAGAAGCAUUGUUGGUGAUUUUGCAAAAGGUUUCUUAGAUUCUAUGUAUUUUAUACCUACAAAUCAAAUAACAAUCAGCAAUGGUCUACAUAACUAA
Habropoda laboriosa is the source of this 1964-nucleotide messenger RNA. It is a transcript of the gene Sply, whose product is annotated as sphingosine-1-phosphate lyase. NCBI's taxonomy places the organism in Eukaryota, Metazoa, Arthropoda, Insecta, Hymenoptera, Apidae. Gene Ontology annotation, biological process: carboxylic acid metabolic process; sphingolipid catabolic process. Gene Ontology annotation, molecular function: sphinganine-1-phosphate aldolase activity; pyridoxal phosphate binding. Gene Ontology annotation, cellular component: endoplasmic reticulum. The transcript has 10 exons. The record is from RefSeq and is a predicted model, not a curated record. Bases 312 to 1964 code for a protein of 550 amino acids.